Messenger RNA from Sphaerulina musiva SO2202, 1601 nucleotides. RefSeq lists its product as uncharacterized. NCBI's taxonomy places the organism in Eukaryota, Fungi, Ascomycota, Dothideomycetes, Mycosphaerellales, Mycosphaerellaceae. The transcript is spliced from 4 exons. The record is from RefSeq and is a predicted model, not a curated record. The coding region runs from base 350 to 1279 and encodes 309 amino acids.
AUUCAGGCCUGCGUUUGCGAAUCUGUCGCCGGAAUUAUUGUCGGUGCUCUCUAUUGACCUGCUCCACCGGGCUCAGCUACUCAUUCAUCAUACUCUCUCUAGGAGGUACCUGACUACCUCUCUCAGCUCGAGUGUUCGAUGCAAGUCUGGGCAGUGCGCAAGGCCAGGGUCACACUGAGAUGAGGCUGAGUCAUCGCCGAUCACUGCAACUCACCGCUUUCCCCAUCGAUUUAAAUCAUCAACCACGAAUCCACGAUGCGUCCGUUGUACGAACAUGGAAGACAGGCUUGACUUGCUGGACACCUGCUCAUCAUCAGUCCCAUCAUCGUCCCGGACGCUCUCGUGAGAGAUGACUUCCUUGGCGCCAAUGGCCUUUUUCAAUUUCCCACGAGAGCUGCGGAAUCUCAUAUACCGCGAAAUCCUCGCCUCGCAAGACCUCCAAAACCCUGAUCGGGAUCUGGGAAAGAUAUGGCAUCUUCCGGAUACCCUCGGCGGGACCAUGCAAGACGACUUUCCCUUGCGCAUGAGACAGCGUCUGCCUACUCCUUCAUUCGAAAGACUCUUCCGAAUCAAUUCACAAUUCACCUCGGAACUAUGCGAAGAAAUUCGAGCUGCCAAGCACAGUGCCGUACUGGAACUGGAUCUCCUCCUCAAGACCGCCACUCGCAAACUCCGUCACAAUGCCCAGUCUCGAAACCCGGGAUCCUCCAAGCCAUACUCUUUCGAUGCGACCAUAGCACCGCCCCUCUCCGCAAGCACUGUGCACCGAAAACUGAAAGUCUGGACGUUUGAUAGGCUGGAUCCCCGACUUGCCGGCUGUAUCACCACCAUCCGGCUUCGCGUACCCAACACCACCGUCACCAAAUGGGACACGUACGGCAUCAGCAGCAGUGCCCGCUUUCGCGAGUUUGUCCAACCAUUGAAAAAGUUCCUCAGUAGCACCGGAUCCGCACUCAUGGCCCACCAAAUGCCCAAUAUUCGAACCUUUGAGGUGGCCUUUGCAGACUUUUGGCAUCCGCUCACGCACCAGUUCGUGGAUCCUCCCGUGAUCCGCUGUUUAGAUCUCCGCUGGGUCUCGGGGACGAUAUAUAUGGGAGGGCAGGCCUGGCCUGUCUUUUCGAUUAGUAAAGCACGAUUACAAGAGUGGCUUGAGAAUGUUUCUAGUGAAGCGACUGACUUGGCCUGGGUGGUCGGAUGUGUGAAUUAUGGCCAUGGAGAUGAGGUCAAACUACACCCUGGUGUUGCGGAUCAGCCAUCUGGCAGAUUCAAUGCCAUUUAGGUGUGCGUUGUGCUUUUACAACUUCGUUGCUUCGUGUAUUCACAGUCCUCCCUGCCCCCAGAAGGUGCACCAUGGGUUGGAAAUCGACAAACCUACCCCAAAUUCCGCUACAGAAGGGGAAGCAAGUCCAGCAGGAGCUGGACGUGAACCAGCUGCAGUCUACCUAAGCACAGACGCAUAGGCAUACCAAAAGAUGUACAAGUAAAGGCUACUACGCUCUGUUGUAGAGAUAGAUGUAUAGAUAAGUUGAUUAAUCGAAAAUUGUGAUCAGCAUCAAGGGGUUGCGCUGAGAGUGACUUGAUAGAGCCCACUGCCUCUGUAA